UUUGCUCUGCAGGAGAGGACAGGCGAUUGACGGCAAGAAGCUCUUCAUUAAAGAUAUUUGUGUUACAGUCCUGAUAAACAUGUCUCAUAAUGAAGGAUAUGUGGUGCGGAUACGUGGUUUGCCUUGGUCAUGCACACAAGAGGAAGUGGCCUCCUUUUUCUCUGAUUGUGACAUUUUGGGGAAAGUGAAUGGGGUGUGUUUUACCUUCUCCAAAGAGGGAAGGCCGAGUGGAGAGGCAUUUGUGGAGCUAAAGACAUCAGAAGACUUUAAAAAGGCUCUGGCUAAAGACCGCAAAUACAUGGGUCAUCGUUACAUCGAAGUGUUUAAGUCCAACCGCAGUGAGAUGCAUUUGGUGCUAAAACAAAGCGCCCCAACAGACUAUGAUAGCUGCAGUGGUAGCAUGUUGCGGCUGAGAGGACUGCCUUUCGGUUGCAGUAAAGAAGAAAUUUUGCAGUUCUUUUCAGGGUUGAAAAUCGUGCCAAAUGGGAUAACAUUGCCGAUGGACUACCAGGGGAGGAGCACAGGGGAAGCCUUCGUGCAGUUUGCCUCAAAGGAGAUAGCAGAAAAGGCUCUGGGGAAACACAAGGAAAGAAUAGGGCACAGGUACAUAGAGAUAUUCAAGAGCAGCCGGAAUGAAAUGUCUGCAUACUAUGAAGUACCCAGGAGAAUGAUGGGACAGAGGCCUAGUCCAUAUGACAGACCUAUAAUGGGAUGCGGGGGCUUCUUCGGGCCUGGAAGGGGAGAUGCUGUCUUGGACCAGAUGCGCAGUGGAGGCGGUUACAGUGGUGGGUAUGGUGGGUUUGACAAUUACAAUGGCUUCAACAACUACAGCUUUGGUAAUGGAAUGUUUGAGGAGCGUGUGCGGAGUGAUAGAGGAAGAGGAGGAAUGGGGGAUCAUGGUUACAGCAGUGAUUCAAACUCGGGCUUUCACAGUGGCCAUUAUGUGCACAUGAGAGGCCUUCCCUUUCGUGCUACAGAGGCAGAUGUCGCGAAUUUCUUUGCCCCUUUAAUUCCUGUGAGGGUACACAUUGAUGUAGGGCCCAAUGGAAAGUCCACAGGAGAGGCAGAUGUUAAGUUUAGAUCUCACAAAGAUGCUGUGUCUGCCAUGUCAAAAGACAAGAAUCAUAUGCAGCAUAGGUACAUAGAGCUUUUCUUGAAUUCAACUUCAAGUGGGCCGUCAGAAAUGGGUCGUGGAGGAAGUUUCUAUGGCAACUCUGGAGGCAUGGGUUCUCGAGGAAGUGGAUCAAGGAGAAUGUUGUGAGGAUGCUUGCAAUAGAUGCAUAAACAUUUGAACCCAAAGUUGGAGCUUCCAGCUUGGAAAAUCUUUUUGUACGAAUAUGUUUACACAUGUUCAUAGAGAAUAUGCCCAAAAUAUUUUCCAGGCUCAAAGAUAAUUAUCUCUAAGUAAAUCUAUAUAAAUCAAUACAUACACGCACGCCCGCGCACACACACACACACACACACACACACACACACACACACACAGAGCUCUGGAAAAAAUUAAAGGGACCACUGCAAAAUUAUCAGUUUUUCAGGAUUUACUAUUUAUAGUUAUGUGUUUGAUUAAAAUAAACAUUUAUGUUUUAUUCUAUAAAGUACAGACAACAUUUCUCCCAAAUUCCAAAUAAAAAUAUUGUCAUUUAAAGCAGUUAUUUGCAGAAAAUGAAAACUGGUCAGAAUAAUGGAAAUAAAACAAGUUAAUAUUCAUUUUUAAACAACACAAUACUAAUGUUUUAACUUAGGAAGAGUUCAGAAAUCAUUAUUUGGUAGAAUAACUUUGAUUUUCAAUCACAGCUUUCAUGAGUCUUGGCAUGCUCUCCAGUUGACCAGUUGUAAUUUUCUGCAAAUAACUGCUCUAAAUGACAAUAUUAUUCUUUGGAAUUUGGGAGAAAUGUCGUCAGUAGUUUAUAGAAUGAAACAAAAAUAUUAAUUUUACUCAAACACAUAACUAUAAAUAGUAAAUCAAGAGAAACUGACAGUUCUUUGCAAUGUUCUGUUAAUUUUUUAUUUUUUUCCAGAGCUGUGUAUAUAUAUAUAUAUAUAUGAGCUGUUGCAUAGAUUGACCGGCUACUGUAUGUUUUGCCUAUUCAAUUUUAUAUAAAAUAUUUCUGUUUAAAUCUUAACUAUAAAAAUUAGCACUUUGUAUGUGUUUUGACUCAAAAUUGAUGAUGAAUAGCUUGACGCUAGAGUUGUGUGUGUGGAAUUGCACUGAAGAGACUUUUAUCUUUCCUUUCCUUUCCCUAAGCAAUAACAUCAUUUUGGAUGUUCAUCCGUUUUUGCUGCUCCAUAAAAUUUCUAAAUUGAAACCUGUGAAUUUUACACAUCUAUGGAAAAAAACAAAACUUUAUUGAUAUAUUGUACUUUUGACCAAAGAAUGUUGAAAGGUUUCUUUGUUCAUUGAAGGAAACUGUAAUAUAACAAAAAAUAAAGUGUGAUUUCUCG
Messenger RNA from Xyrauchen texanus (razorback sucker), 2442 nucleotides. RefSeq names its product heterogeneous nuclear ribonucleoprotein H3-like. Gene Ontology annotation, cellular component: nucleoplasm; ribonucleoprotein complex. Bases 80 to 1261 code for a protein of 393 amino acids. Gene Ontology annotation, molecular function: RNA binding. The record is from RefSeq and is a predicted model, not a curated record. The transcript has 10 exons. Lineage: Eukaryota; Metazoa; Chordata; Actinopteri; Cypriniformes; Catostomidae. Gene Ontology annotation, biological process: regulation of RNA splicing.